Messenger RNA from Monomorium pharaonis (pharaoh ant), 2423 nucleotides. RefSeq names its product arginine--tRNA ligase, cytoplasmic (gene ArgRS). Gene Ontology annotation, biological process: arginyl-tRNA aminoacylation. Gene Ontology annotation, cellular component: cytoplasm. Bases 189 to 2213 code for a protein of 674 amino acids. Gene Ontology annotation, molecular function: ATP binding; arginine-tRNA ligase activity. The transcript is spliced from 8 exons. NCBI's taxonomy places the organism in Eukaryota, Metazoa, Arthropoda, Insecta, Hymenoptera, Formicidae. The record is from RefSeq and is a predicted model, not a curated record.
AACCAAUUAUAUUCGAUUAUUCUUCUCAUAUUCAAUUAUAAUUAGUCAAUUUCUUAUGGCAUAAGGCUUACUACACCUAUUGUAGAUCCGGCCUUACAGUGUAGAGACAUCUAUGGCGGUGUUUCUUUCAAACUGACCACGACGACCACGUUUUUAGCAAGGAUUCUUGAAGGAAAAAAAACGUCAAAAUGAUGUCAAAAAAAGAUAUAGACUUAUUAAACGAACGAGCGGCAUUAGCGGAGAAAGAGAUACUCGGUUUGAAGCAGCAACUCGAAUCGCUUCAACGAAGCAUCACGACUGAAAUUCCGAAUGAUAUAACUAAGGAAAACUUCGAAAAAUUACAACAGGAGAAUAUUAAGUUAACGCACAGGAUAGCAAUACUUAAAAGGACUGUAGAAAUGCAAAGAGAUAAAUUGGACAGUAAAAUGGAAUUUGUAACUGGAGAAACGAUGAGCAUACAAGAUCAUCUACACUCAGUUUUUCACAAGGCUAUCAGUGCUGCUUAUCCUGACAUAUCAGAUCCACCAGUAAUAGUGACUACCAGCUCUAAUCCAAAAUUUGGAGAUUAUCAGUUUAAUGGUGCUAUGCGUUUAGCACAACAAUUAAGUAAUUCUGGUACUAAAAUAACUCCACGUGAUGUUGCUAAAGAAAUUAUGUCUAAACUGAAUACAACUCAUGUUGUUGAAAAAUACGAAAUUGCUGGUGCAGGAUUUAUAAAUGUGCACUUAAAACGUGAAUUUGGACAAUCUGUCUUGAGCAGUUGGUUAAAGGCUGGUGAAAUUCCUCCUCCGUAUAUCAAGAAGAAAAGAGUGAUUGUUGAUUUUUCUAGUCCUAACAUUGCCAAGGAAAUGCAUGUGGGACACUUGAGGUCUACGAUAAUUGGUGACAGUAUUGCGAGAUUAUUAGAAUACUUAGGACUUGACGUGUUGAGACUCAAUCAUGUAGGUGACUGGGGUACACAGUUUGGUAUGUUGAUAGCACAUCUUCAAGAUAAGUUCCCCAACUAUGUAACUGUUGCACCUUCAAUUAAAGAUCUUCAGUCUUUUUACAAAGAAUCUAAAAUUAGAUUUGAUGAAGAUGAAGAAUUCAAGAAACGUGCAUACGAGUGUGUCGUUAAAUUGCAGGCUUUCGAGCCUGAUAUAACGAAAGCAUGGCAAAUGAUUUGCGAUGUGUCUAGGCAAGAAUUUGAGAAAGUGUACACUCGAUUGGAUAUCAAAUUAAUAGAAAGAGGUGAAUCAUUUUACCAGAAGUACAUGGAAUUAAUAGUUCCAGAACUAGAAUCAAAAAAUCUGCUGGAAGAAGAUAAUGGGCGGAAGGUGAUGUGGGGAGAAAAACAUGGUAGUGGGAUACCUUUUACUAUAGUAAAAUCUGAUGGUGGUUUUACAUAUGACACAUCAGACAUGGCUUGUAUUAAACAUCGCAUUGAAAAGGAAAGGGCAGAUUGGUUGAUAUAUGUAACAGAUGCUGGUCAAUCUUUGCAUUUUCAAAUGCUAGAAAGCUGUGCCAAAAGGGCAGGUAUCCUGAAGAGCUUUCACAGGAUGGAUCAUGUUGGUUUUGGUGUUGUCUUAGGUGAAGACAAGAAGAAAUUUAAAACGAGAUCUGGUGAUACUGUAAAACUUAGCGAGUUAUUAGAUGAAGGCUUGAAGAGAGCACUACAGAAACUGAAAGAGAAAGAGCGCGACAAAGUAUUGUCCGACGAAGAGCUAAGAGCAGCUCAAGAAUCUGUGGCAUAUGGUUGCAUAAAGUAUGCCGAUUUAGUACACAACAGAAACCACGAAUACGUAUUUUCAUUUGAUAAAAUGCUGGAUGAUAAAGGCAACACAGCCGUUUACUUAUUGUAUGCUUUAACUCGAAUUCGUUCUAUCGCCAGAACGGCGAAGGUUACAAAGGACGAAUUGCGACAACGCUUGAAAGAAAUUCCAAUCUCAUUGGAACAUGAAAAAGAAUGGAAACUAGCCAAAGUAUUGUUAAAAUUUCCUGAUGUGAUUCUUGGUGUUAUUGAAGACCUAUAUUUGCAUCCAUUGUGCGAGUUUUGUUAUGAGGUUUCAUGCGCAUUUACAGAAUUUUAUGAUAAAUGCUACUGUGUGGAGAAGAAUCAAUCUGGUGAUAUUGUGAACAUAAAUAUGGGUCGCCUCUUACUUGCUGAAGUUACUGCACUUGUUUUAGAAAAAUGCUUUAGUUUAUUAGGUUUAAAACCUGUCACCCAAAUGUAAAAGGAUACAAAUAAAUGUACUAUAUAUACUUUUAAUAAUAUAAAGUAUAAAAUAAAAAAAAAUGAAAUUAAUUUAUAUUAUUGAAGAUUAAUAAAAUCUAAUAAAAAAUAAUUCUAAUAUAAGAAUUAUACAGAUUUUUUUAAAGAGAGUAUUUCUUGUCACACUAUUUUUAAGGAUUUUUUAGAAAAAUAGUACAAAGUAUUAAAAAAA